This is a messenger RNA of Mobula hypostoma (lesser devil ray), 1249 nucleotides long. RefSeq names its product glycosylated lysosomal membrane protein (gene glmp). The record is from RefSeq and is a predicted model, not a curated record. The transcript has 6 exons. The coding region runs from base 8 to 1249 and encodes 413 amino acids. Lineage: Eukaryota; Metazoa; Chordata; Chondrichthyes; Myliobatiformes; Myliobatidae. Gene Ontology annotation, cellular component: lysosome.
UCAGCUGAUGGGGCAUGUUAUAGACAUGGCGGCAGUAUCGUUGCUGCUCUCUUCCUGGCUGCUCGCCUUGAGUUCGGGCUCGCUACUGCGCGAUGAUUCCUUCCGCAGACAGGUCACCUUCGAGUACAAUCCCGGACGGAACGGUUCCAUGCCAGCAGCCCCCAACGUGCUCCACAUCCGGGCCCUGGGUCCCACCGACACCAUCCACUACCUUUGGAGCUCACUCGGAGCCCCCACCGUCCUGCAGGUCUAUAGCAGAAGCCCCAACAGCACCCUGCACAUCGACUGGAGCCGGCUGCAGCUCCCAGACCCCGCCGACGCCAUCCGCAUCGAGCCCGCUGAGGCCGUGGUCUACUCCACUGCUGUCAUCUUCUCCCGGCUCCUGGAGUACGAGGACGUGAACGACACUGCCGAUCUGUCCCAGGCACCGGCCGACAAAAUCUACCCCCCCUACCAGCUGGAGGACUUCACCUGGGAGGACGCCAACGCCACGCUGAACCAGACUGCGCUGACUGCGCAGCUCCAGGGCCGCAACGCAUCUGGGACUCCCUUCGCCAACGGCAGCAUCAUCUUCCGGAUUACAGCAUUCGAGGGUUCUGGCCGUGAUGCUGACCUCCCUCGUCUCUUCCACACGGCCAACACCUCGAAGCUGGAGUUCGUCAUUGAGGGGUUGCGGCCACGAGGCAACAAGUCACGGUUUGGCCUGGAGCUGAUGGUGCUGGAGGAGGAAGGGACCCAGCGGUCAAUGAAGGUCAGCAGAACCAUCGACGACGAAUACACGCCCAGCAUUUUCAAGGUGAGCGAGCUGGUGGGGGCUCCGGAGAACGGCAGUAGCCAGCGUGGUUUUCUGCAGUGGAAGCCUGUGGCCUAUGGCGCUGUCCGGCCCCUGCGUGCUGACUCCAUGCAGUCCCGUGACUAUGGGCUGCGGACGGGGCAUAAUCGCAGCCUCCCCACUGCCAGCCUGGCUUUCGCCUUCACCCGGACGGCGCCCACGCGACACACACACCUCUUUGCCCUCAACGUCUCCUUUGGCAGUGCCGGCCAGCAGCUCUACCCCACCCACCACUAUAUCAGCUGGUCAGUGCUGGUAGGACAUGGAGCACCCCCAGAGGACAUGUUCUCCGUGUUGGUCAUCGCUAUCAUGGCAGUGGGGUUGGGCCUGCCAGCCGUCCUCCUGCCGGUGGGGGGCGUGUGUGUAUGCAUCCACCGCUCGAGGCUGUCACCCACGGGAUACCAGCCUAUCAACUGA